Molecule: messenger RNA, 5268 nt
Organism: Phycodurus eques (leafy seadragon)
Lineage: Eukaryota; Metazoa; Chordata; Actinopteri; Syngnathiformes; Syngnathidae
Exons: 3
Coding region: 135-902 (255 amino acids)
Source: RefSeq, a predicted model, not a curated record
UAAUUAAAUUGCAGUCAAACUCUGGCAAGCUUCAACUAUACCUCAAUGAAAGUGUCAUUUAAUCAAAAUCCGUCAUGUAGCUCAGCCGUAACGAGUACGACUCGUCGAACACGCUUGCUCUUGUUUUUCCGGACAUGCGCACUGAGUUAUGUUGCGUCAUGACGGGAAAGUGGCAGGCCGCCAUUUUCUUUCCUUUUCGCUGUGCCGGUUUUCCCGAACUUGGAUUUAGCGGAGGGUCGUGGGCGUGCUGGAGCCUAUCCCAGCUGACUCUGGACGAGAAGCCGCGAGACCCUAUACUGGUCGCCAGCCAGGGAAAACGACGUGAUGGCAUGGUGGCACACGACUUUGUUCAAAGAUUAGGACGUGAGAUGUUUUUGGGUAAUUCAGGUCUUUCAACAUGCCAUGAUAAACGAGAUGAUUCGGCGACCAUGCCUGUGUCAGUGGAAAUAUCCGAACCGGAAAACGAGAUGGAGGUGCAGUCCACGCCGGCUCCAAAUACUCCGGUUGAAAGCAGGCAGACUGCGAAAUGUGCCAACUGUAAGCGCUGGCAGAAAAGUCUGCGGGAGUUGAAGCAGAAACACCUUGCUAUGCGGAAAGCAAAGAUGAUUGAACUAAGAAACAUUCGUGCAAAGCAGAUGAGUGUUUUGGAGAAAGUCUUGAACCAAAAAGUUCCAAGAAAAAACGAGCAGAUCAAUCAGUUGAAAGGAAAAUUGGAUUCUUCAGAAGUCGGGGAGUAUGUUGGUGGUCUGAAAUCUGAAAUUCUGACACAGAAAAAGCGACACUUUGCCCUGAAGCGUUGGCACAAAUUAAAGAAGAGGGAGAAUGUGGCUUUCGAAGAGGAGUCGGCAGAGCGAAGAGAACAAUGCGAAGAGUACAUCGCUGGAAACUGCAAAGACAAAUAGAAGAGACCAGCAGUGCCACAAAGUCCAAUUCCAACAUGCACAGUGCAGAUAUGCCAAUGAUGGUUUAUGACGGAAUCACAAACCAGGUCCCGACAGCCAACAUCCCAAACCUGAUCGCCACCUUUGCAAAUCGCUUUGGUGUGACUCUCGCUGACAUUCCAAACUGGACAACAGUCAAAGAAAUGAUACGGGAGUUGGAUGCGGUGGCCGCUCUGCAAACAGUGAAACUCAUUCUCUGGUUUGCUAGGCGUAUUGUGCCUUUCUUAAAUCAGGGAUGGAAAAGGUGACCCUGGGGGAUUUGGAACAUUUUUAGCUCACGUUAAAUUGCCAAAGGGGUUAAGUGCAAUCAGCGCCACAUCCUGUUCCAUAUUUGUGUUUUGCUGAUCCUGUUUUUAGAAUUUCUCCAGAAAGCAACCCCCGUCAAGAUGACUUAGUUUUGAACUGAUUUCAUUUGUAUUAUUCUAUCAGAAUCGGAAUCAUCUUUAUUUGCCAAGUAUGUCCAAAAAUGUCUCCGGUAGUUGGAGCCGCUCUUUGGCCUAUGUACGGACGCUGUGGCUAUCCCCUCGUUAACCAGGAUGAUUGUCUCAAAUCAGUCUUUCAAAUAGUCAGUUGUUAGUUCUUAUGUAUUCAUGUUGUGAGUGUGAAAAUAUAAAUAAAAAUACAAAUAGAUGUCAUGAAUAGAUUAAAACAAUCACUUUGAACCGAUUUCUUUUCAUGUAUUUUUCUGGAAGUUCAAAUAAUUUGGGGAAAAGAGACCUUUUAGAUUGAUGAUGGUGAUCUUCCCAAACAUUCCUCAUAUUUCCACUUGAGCUCAUUGCUGGGAAUUCUCAUCCCACCAUGGACAUUUGCCAUGGGAAGAAGAAGAAAAAGAAAGGAGGAGGAGGAACGACUGUUUGUUUACGAGCUCGUUUUAGCUGCUCAGUCUCCCAAUUUGUUCUCAAAGGAGAGGCAGAGUCCAACUGAGCUGGAAUUAUCCAUUGCGUAUGUAAUCCAUUGUUUAAUUCAAUGAAAUGGAGAGAUUAUGAUUGUGUGAUAAUUGCAUAUAAAACAUUGUAGCCCCUCGUACUUCACAGUCCUCGCAUGCAAAAGUGUACAGACUUAUACAAAAGGUCUCUGUAAAAAAAUUUUUUUAUAUAUCAUGGGAAAGUUCUUGGGCAAAGGCUGCUAACUUGCUUGAAGUGUGUUGACUGUGCAUCACUUGAUGUCAUUGUUGCCCUGAAACCCCAAAACAAAACCUGCAUAAAAGUUUACAAAAAGUAAUCAUGCAAGAAUAAAGUCAUCCAUCCAUUUUCUGAGCCGCUUCUCCUCACGCCGGUCGCGGGCGUGCUGGAGCCUAUCCCAGCUCUCAUCGGGCAGGAGGUGGGGUACACCCGGAACCGGUUGCCAGCCAAUCGCAGGGCACGUAGAAACAAACAACCUUUUGCACUCACAUUCACACCUGCGGCCAAUUUAGAGUCUUCAAUUAACCUCGCAUGCAUGAUUUGGGGAUGUGGGAGGAAACCGGAGCGCCCGGAGAAAACCCACGCAGGCACGGGGAGAACAUGCAAACUCCUCACAGGCGGGGUCGGGAUUUGAACCCCGGUCCUCAGAACUGUGAGGCUGACGCUCUAACCAGUCGCCCACCGUGCCGCCAGAAUAAGGUCAGUUUUUCAUUAAAAAAAUUGACAUAAGAAUAAAGUUGCAAUUUUUUUGCCCUGGGCAUAUAAAAUGCAAUGUUACUGGAAAAGACUUUUUCAAAAAUCAAAGUAUUUUUGACAAGAAAAGCUUUUCCAUCAAAAUUUAGCAUUUUUUUUUUUAAAGAAACGUUUUAUACCCUCAACAAAGCCUUUUUUUUCUUUACGAAAAAUGCUUAUUUUUGUGAGGAAGAAGUCAAUUUCUUUCAAGAAAAAGGAUUUUCUUUUUUUAACAUAGUAAUAUUUUUUUUCAAGAAAAACAAGCCUUUUCAGCAAAAUAAUAAUGGUCGUGUUUCAAGAAUGUGUGAUAGCUGUUAAGCAAAUGGUAAUGGUGUAUACAUGGUAGUCCAUUGUACUUAACUGUCCUCGCAUACAGACUUUUGCAAAAGUUCUCUGUUAAAAAGAAAUGGAAAAAAUGCAGCACUCAUUCAAAUCUGUUGGGUUCCUUGGCAGAAUUCAUCACUGGACAUCCAUUGGCCGUGUAUGUCAUCUCAUCAGUUUUUGUUGUUGCGACUUAUUGUCCAGGAGUGGCUGCAUCGCAGUGCAAUAAAUUCCAACACGCCAAAAAAAAAAAAGAAGAGCGAGACACUUUUUGUUAAGUGUUUGUAGACACUCACUCGUGUGUGCCAUGUUUGUGUUGUGCUGGUUCGGAUGGGCUUUGUAAUCAACUGAUCAUUUAUCGCAUCUUAAAGGCAUUGACCGCAAAUACAAGUGGAGCACAAUCAUUGUCUGCGAUCAGCUGAGGCACAGUUGAUUUUCGUGGAAAAGUCCCAAAAAUGUUUUUCCCCAGAAAAAAAAUAAAUUUGACAUGAUCAUUCUUCCGUCCGUCCGUCCUUUUUUUUUUUCGGGUCGGUCAGAGCCAAACUUCAACUUCGACUAGCAAAACACAUCCCUAGUGAUCUGCAAACAUUCAUACUUUUAAUAAUCAGCAUGUCUGGUGAGUAGGAUGCAUUCAUUAACAUUUUUGUCAUAUUGUUAGAUAAAUAUUGAUUGUGAAGUGUGCUGGAUGGUGUAUGUUUGUGUGCUGUCAUAUUGUGUUUUGGUUCUAUUAUUGCGACAUGGUACCAAGUGCGCGGCCUUCUCGUUGACCUUUUGAAAUAGAUUCGUGUUUGUUUUGUGUCUGUUGGUGACCUACAUGCAGCCCGUCUUGUUCGUCUUUUAAAAAGGAAAAAAAGUCUUGACUCCUUGUAGCCUGAUUCUCCGCAUUCUCGCUUAAGUUUCGGCUCAGGUCUAAAGAGCGAAAUUCUCCUCCGAGGCCUCCCGAUGAAUGGCUCGAGUGUUGGUUCGGCCAUCGUGGGUUUCGUGCGAGGAGCUGAAUGGCUCGCGUUGUCAGAUGGCGAGGUCGUCUGCUCGCGUGCGGCCGCUCGCGCCGCUGGUUUUGCUGAGUCGCCGUUUGUCGGCGCAUAACAGCAGGCGCUCGGAGCCGCCGUUGCGGAUCUGCAGGCAGCCGGCGGCGUCCCGCCAGCCGGCCGAGUAGCAGGUCAUCUCCGGCGGGCCCUCGUCGCCGUGCGUGCCGGCCGCCAUCUUGUGCUGCUCGGCCGCCAUGUUGACCGAGUUCUGCUGGUGGGCCAAGCGGUGGUUGGGGAAGGGCAGCGCCAGAAAGUGCGACGAGCCGAUCACGCACUGGCUGAAGUCGGGAGGCGGUGUAGGCGGCGGCGGGGGCGGGGGUACUUGUUUGGACUGAGGCGAAUCCGUAGCGCCGGCGGCCUUCCUUGACGCCAAAAGGCGUCUACAAAGAGGAAGAUCGGACUUGGUAAGUGUGGAGCCAUUUUUGUGCCUUUUGAUUAUAAAAACAGCCGCAACAUGUACAUUUAAAUAACAUUACAUUAGACAUCAAUUAUUUUCUAUUCUAUUUUUGAGUGUAUAGUAACAGCAGUUGAAAUAUUAGAAUUGCACAUGACUUGGAAUGUACAAAGAAGAAAAGGGGCAGGGGGGAAUACAGUAUGUAUUGUUUUAAGAAAAAAGGUAAUCUUUUGAGAAUAGUCAUUCUUUUGAAAGGAAGUUGCAAUUUUCUUCUCAGAAAAUAACACGACUUUUCGGACAAAAAAGUUGUAUUGCAAAAAUGAAGUCAGAAAGUAUUACAAGAAAAAAUUCAAUGAAAACAAAAUCUCACAAGAACAAGGUCAUAUUUUAUCAUUUUUCUCCGCCCCAAGAAAAAGGUCCUAAUGUUACGACAAAAAGUUGUAUUUUUUUCAAUGACUGAAGUCCUAUUUGUUUGUGUGUGAAAAAGUAAAAUUAUGAGAAUAAAGUUGGAUUUUAUUGGAGAAAAUUUUAAUAUGAUGAGAACAUAGAAGACAUGUUUCUUGGGGAAUACUGUCGUCAUAUUUUUUUGUCAGAAAACAGUUUUUCCAGGAUGAAGUCCUGAUUUUUUUUUUUUGAGAGAGGAAAAAAAAUCCAGAAUAUUAUAAGAAAAAGUUAUAUUUUUUUCCAGAAAAAAAGUUUUUUUUUUCCGUAAAGCCUCAGAUUUUUAGGGGGGAGAACAUUGUUUUUCUUUUUAAUGUAUAUUUCCUCGAGAAAAAGUUGUAAUAUUCCUAGAAUAAAGUUGUAUUUAUUUGAAGAGUAUGCCAAGAAUAAAUUCAAAAUUUAAUGGGAGGAUUUUUUUUUCAUUUCCCGGCUACGACUAUGAAUUGCCACGCUGCUCGAUGAGCCCUCAGUGUGUGUGUGUGUGUGUGUGUGUGUGUGUGUGUGUGUGU